Molecule: messenger RNA, 8775 nt
Organism: Hipposideros armiger (great roundleaf bat)
Lineage: Eukaryota; Metazoa; Chordata; Mammalia; Chiroptera; Hipposideridae
Gene: SLC16A10
Product: solute carrier family 16 member 10
Exons: 6
Coding region: 241-1788 (515 amino acids)
Biological process (GO): transmembrane transport
Cellular component (GO): basolateral plasma membrane
Molecular function (GO): transmembrane transporter activity
Source: RefSeq, a predicted model, not a curated record
UCCAUAGGGGUGCGGGGCUGUGGACUGGGAGGCCCGAGCGCUGAACCUUGAGACUCCUGCGCGCCUCCGCUUUCCUCGCUGCAGCCUCCGCGCCCUACGCCGCCCGCCCACCGGGGGCUCCACAGCGGUCGCCUCGGCCUCACUAGCCCGCCCGCCGGGCUCUGGGCAGCUCCUCCGGGAGCCCUCUGAGAACUCGCGCCCCUCGCGCUCCCCCGGUGCUCGACGGGGCCGCCUAGGGCCAUGGUGCCCUCGCCGGCUAAGCCAACCGCUGCUGAGCGGGAGACGAGCGAGACAGAGUCACUCGACCCCGCGCCCAUGGGGGCCACUCCGCUGUCCGGCCUGGGACCCUCAGACGGCCCCGAGGCUGCCGCCGAGAAGGUGGAGGUAGAGUUGGUGGGGCCGGCGGGCGCCGAGCCCCCUCAGCCUCCCGAGGGCGGCUGGGGCUGGCUGGUGAUGCUGGCGGCCAUGUGGUGCAACGGGUCGGUGUUCGGUAUCCAGAACGCCUGCGGGGUGCUCUUCGUGUCUAUGCUGAACACCUUCGGGUCCAAGGACGAUGACCAGAUGGUCUUUAAGACAGCAUGGGUAAGUUCUCUCUCCAUGGGGAUGAUUUUCUUUUGCUGCCCAAUAGUCAGCGUCUUCACGGACCUAUUUGGUUGUCGGAAAACAGCUGUUGUGGGUGCUGCUGUUGGAUUCAUUGGACUCAUGUCCAGUUCUUUUGUGAGUUCCAUCGAACCUCUGUACCUCACCUACGGAAUCAUAUUUGCCAGUGGCUGCUCCUUUGCAUACCAGCCGUCGCUGGUCAUUUUGGGACAUUAUUUCAAGAAACGCCUUGGACUGGUGAAUGGCAUUGUCACUGCCGGCAGCAGCAUCUUCACAAUUUUGCUGCCGUUCCUUUUAAGGGUUCUGAUCGACAGCGUGGGCCUCUUCUACACACUGAGGAUCCUCUGCAUCUUCAUGUUUGUCCUCUUCCUGGCCGGCUUUACUUACCGACCUGUUGCUUCCAGUGCCAAAGAUAAAGAGAGUGGAACCAAAGGAGGCAACCGAUUCUCCCUCUUUUCCAGGAGAAAAUUCAGUCGUCCAAAAAAAAUUUUCAAUUUUGCCAUCUUCAAAGUGAAAGCUUAUGCAGUGUGGGCAGUUGGAAUACCACUUGCGCUUUUCGGGUACUUUGUGCCUUAUGUUCACUUGAUGAAAUAUGUGAAUGAGAAGUUUCAAGAUGAAAACAAUAAAGAGGUGCUUCUCAUGUGCCUUGGCAUCACCUCAGGAGUUGGACGGCUGCUCUUUGGCCGGAUUGCAGACUAUGUGCCUGGCGUGAAGAAGGUUUAUCUACAGGUGCUCUCCUUCCUCUUCAUCGGUGUGAUGUCCAUGAUGAUUCCCCUGUGUCGCGUCUUUGGGGCCCUCAUAGCCGUCUGUCUCAUCAUGGGCCUCUUCGAUGGAUGCUUCAUUUCCAUUAUGGCUCCAAUUGCCUUUGAGUUAGUCGGUGCCCAGGAUGUCUCCCAAGCCAUUGGAUUUCUGCUCGGAUUCAUGUCUAUUCCUAUGACUGUGGGCCCGCCCAUUGCAGGGUUACUUCGAGACAAGCUGGGCUCCUAUGAUGUGUCAUUCUACCUCGCUGGAGUCCCUCCCCUUAUUGGAGGCGCUGUCCUUUGUUUAAUCCCAUGGAUCCAUAGUAAGAAGCAAAGAGAGAUCCAUCAAACCACCGGAGGAGAAAAGACAGAGAAAAUGCUGGAGAACCAGAGCACUCUGCUGUCAAACUCACCUGAAAUCUUUAAGAAGGAAUCUGACUGCUUUUAAUGUCUUACAUACCUCUUCCAAACUGGACUUGCUUUCAGAAGUUUAAGCAAGCUUUCCUUUUAUAUGAAUUGCAAAUUUCUUAUUUUUUUAAUCACAUCUUGAAAACAAUAGCACAUAAUUGGGAAAUAGAACUCUUAUUACACAAGAACCAUUUUCUGCCACUUAAUAGCUGUCUGUUAUUUCCAUGAGUCUGAGGGCAGAGACUGGCACAUGAAAACAUGUGUGAAAGUCAAAUGUUGUGAGAAUUUGAAAUUAUCUCAGUAAAAAGCAACUCUGGAAACUGUGAAUGCUAUUCAGCUUCUACAAAUAUUUAAAAAUACCUCAAGCUAUACUGAAAGAUUUGCAAUUUGGUUAAGACUGGAAAUAUUGUUUGUUGUCUCACAUGCUUGUUUUUAAUUCUGGUAUCUCUAUUUUAAUUUCUUCUGCUAUUUGGAAACUUAUUACAAAAUUGAAGUCUGGAUUCUAGAUAAUGUGAGAUCUACCUAAACCUCAAGUCUGUGUUCAAGUUGUUUGCUUACUGUUAAAUAAGUGAUGAAAUUAAGUUGUUCUGACUUGCUCUAGUGUCAGGGACUUUGUUGGAGCAGAUGCUAACAAUGUAUUCAGAAUGAAUACGUGAAAUGGAAAGUAUCCUGUACAUAAGGGCAGAGCAGUUCAAAAAUCAGGCAUUGCCUCCAUUUAUGUGUGUUCCCCUUGGGUUUGCAGUGUGUUUUGCUCAAGUAGCCAAAUUCUAACAGUAAAGUAAAAUAGAAUGAAUAAAAGAUAUUCUAGCAAGGUUACCAUAAAAUUUUUCUAACUCCUGAAUUUGUUAGCACUAGGACCUGGUAUUUAAACUAAGUCUUAUUGCGCAUGUUAUCAAGUUGUAGUUUCAGGCAUAAACGGGGGAAAGAAAUAUUUGUGUUUGUGAUAAAAAUAUCUAUCUCUGAUAGAAACAGUUGCUCAAAUUGGUUUAGGAAAUUACUGGGUCUUGAAAGGUUAAAAACAUUUAUAAAGAAAAACAACUCCUACAUUUCCAAAACUUUCUGGCAGAAAAUUGCAUUCAUAUGUUUUUAUCCUAGUGUGCCCCCCAUAACAUUCCCAGUGUUUUGUCUGCUCAUACAUUUACAAUUGUAAGACAGCUAUUAGAGUUUUAAGGACCUAAAAUUAAAACCAAAGUCAUGUCAUGACCCAUACUCAUCUACAAAAAAUAGGAACACUUUCCUCAUCCCUGAAAUUAUACUUUACAUUUUUGUUUCUUAUUUAGGUCUUAAAUAGUUAAUAAUAUGCAAAAUAUAUUUAAAUCUUAAAUAUAGAUGUAUAUUAGCUCUUCCUCAAAUGUAGCUUGUUCACCUGGGGAAAAUUUUGUCCUUUUCUAAAGCAUCUCCAAGAUCCAUCUGUUUCUAAAUUCUCUGUAAGAAGAGAAAGCUAGUCUGUUAUCUCCCUACUUUACUUUUCAGCUUCUGUUGUUUCUGAAAAGCAAAGUCCUUCCAUUCCUUGUCUCUAGCUAAGGAUGAAGAUACUUGGAAAGCAUAUGAAUUUAUAGUUGGUAGAGGGUGAGGGGUGGCACGCAGGGGACUGGAGGGAAGUGAGGCUGUUAGUUAAACAGCUGGAAAACCCAGUAACUUUUCCUUUCAGUAUCAGCUUUCUUAUCUGCAUCCUUGGAAGUUCAAAGUGAAAACACUAAAUGUGGAAUUUUUUUUAAUAGGAUUUAAAUAAUUUUGAUUGUGAAGUCAUUCAGCAACUUACUAUGUCAUACACAUAGUUGCAACUUACUACUUCCAAUAUUUCCAUAUUUCAUACUGAGGAGACUUAGGUAAUUUGUUUUUUGGAAGGGUCAAUAAACAAAACAAAACACCCCUACAUUUGACCAUACUGCCCUUUCACGUUCUUAUUUUAAACUUUUAGAAAGUGACUUAGAAAUGAUAAUGUAAUACAUUAUCAGCUUCUUCAUUUAUUCUUGCCCAUUUAUAAAAACAUUAUUUCCUGGUUAUUAUCAGUGCUUUUGAGAUCAGCAAAAACAUACAACUAAGACCAAUCAUCAAACCUGCCAUUAUAAAUUUUUUUUUACAUUUUAACAGACUCCUGAGGCUCCCCCACCCCCGAUUUUACAGAAAGAAUAAUUCUAAAAUAGAAUACUUACUCUGUAAAGACCUUCAAAGUGUUUUCUCUUUUAAAAUUUGGUUGAUUUUAGGGAAAAAAGGUAAUAAUCUGAAACUCAAAGACUUGAUCUUGCUUUGUUAGUUUCCAUAAUAAAAGAGCAACAUGACUUAAGUAUUUAUAAGAAAACUUAGAUCUCAGAAUAUUACACAUAUAUUACACAUAUGUAGUUUUCAGUCCAAUGGAAUGAAUAAAACAGGAUCUAUAACACCAAAAAAGCUCCACUGUAAUAGACUCCUAUGGAGAAUACUGUGCUGUAAUAAGAUAAAGUUAAAGAGAAAAAUAUAAAAGGUACAAUGCUAAGUUCCAUAAAAUGCAUAUUUAGUAAUAUGUUGUUUGGUACAAAAGCUCUAUAAGUCUAAAGUUCUAAAAUUUCUACAAACUAAGAAAAUGAAAAAUACUAAUAUCCAUAAAGAUGUGUUGCAGACCAAGAAAUAUUAUAGACCAAUAAAAUAUUUUCUUUUCAUCAAAGUAAAUCCUUUUUAAUUCCUGCACAGGGUGUUACUGCUGCAAUAAAGUGAUCUGAUGGGUCUAAAUUUUUUUUUGUUGUUGAAUCCAGACAUUUUUUUUGAGAGGAAAAGAAUAAUAGAGUCAGAACUCUGCUUUCUAUCUCAUCAUCCUGCUUCUGAUAGGACUCAGCAAAUUCUCACAUUCAAAAGGUUGUGGCAUCUGAGGCCAACAAUAACAUAAGGGGAACAAUCAGUAUUCCUCCUUACAGCAACUCUGGAUCAGAUACACUUGUAGCUGAGGCGCAGUGGUCUCCCAGAAACAUUUUGGUUAAAUUUUAUUGCAGUGGUUAUUAUUGGGAUCUAUCCAUUUCAGUAAUAAACCACCCAGGUUAUUGAUACUUUAUUCAACAUUUAUAAAUCUCUGAGUACAGUUGCAAUGCUUAUUCUGUAGCCCUACUACAGGACUUGUAGUUUCCACUGAAAAUUGCAUAGUGAUUGCAUUGUUUCCAGUUCUAUUCAUAAAUUUACAUUUCAUGAUCCAUGUAUUAUCUGUUUAUACAUGUUUGCAGAUGAUCACAUGGGCUCUGCCCAAGUACAGAGAAACUUUUAAUGCUAUUAGCUUCAAUUUCUUAUACUUUUAAAGUAAAUGUACACUUAGUUGGAAAGUAAACAUAUGUAUUUACUUUUUUCAUAUUAUCUUUAUCCUUAUCAUUAUUUUUCCCUUUACUUCCCCCUGUUCUUAAAAAAUCUGCUCGAGAGUCCAUUAACAUCCUUCCUUAGUUCUAAUGGCUGUUCAGCUGCGCUACUUACUGGUCGCUAUGGUUUCAGAGGGUGGAACCCCAUUCAAUUUUGUAUAACUUGGAGAAUGGCUUGCUCUCAGACUUCAACUUAAGAGUUCUAAUGGUCUAUACUGAAAAAAGUUUUUAAUUAUAUGAUGAAAAUUUGGAGGAGAGGUCCUAAGUUUCAUAUAAUUGGCAUCUUUUGUGCUAAUGUAUAAAACUUUAUUUAAAUGUUUAAGGUAAAUGCUUUGAAAAAAAACCUGUCAAGUUCUUAGCAUAAAUAUUUUUCGGAGCAUAAUCUUUUUACUUUGAUUUUCCUAUUCCUUUAAAGCUGCGCCAAAUCUUAAUCCUGAGGGCACAGCAUGGAGGGUGCCCUGGGAUGUAGCGGGCCUCUCGGAAGCAGCUCCUAGCGAACCUGCCUUAGGUUGGGUCACACUUCGUGGUGAGUCUAGAGGUACAAGUGGAAAGGAUAAGCUAAUUAGCUCCAAUUUUUAAAUAUGGAAACAAUUUAGAUAAAUAUAUAAAGCUUACUUAAACUCUUUAGGAAAUUUUGAACACUAAAAAAAAAAGUCAUUGUUGCUAGCACAAACAAACAUUAAGGAGCAAUUUCUGUAUUAGGUUAGAUUGUUGCUUUUUUCCAAUGUGUCAAAAGUAGGAGGAAGUGAAACUAUUACUUUCCUAUUACAUCUAUAUUAUUUUUUAAUUUAAAAGACAAGUGGUGUCUUGGCUAAUAGAAAAUUUCAUCAUGGAUAAUAGUUUAAUUAACUCUUAAAAACACAACCUUUUUGCCUUCUAAUUAAAACAAAAACCAAUUUGCCAUUCAUCAUGGCGAUGUGGAAUGAGAACACACCACAGAAGGAAGGCUUGCUACUUGACUGACCAUCAUGAAUUCUGCUCAUAUUACACUCAUUGGCUUUUGUUGAUGGUUUAGUGUAAGGGCAAUAAAAAGACCAUCCAGGGAGAAGUCUGAGAAUGGUUCAGGGAAUCAAGGUGGGGAACAGCAUCAGACAGCUCCUGGGCUCGCUAUCAUUUCAGAGCCACAGCCUUGUUUAUUGUUUAUUUGUUAAUAAGGCUAAUGCUUUGUUUUAUAAACACACUGUAGAGUGAUGUUACAAUUUUCAAGAAUAAAGGGCCAAAUGCCUGUAGCUAAAUGUAAAACCUGCAUAUGACCUAGAAUCACAAUUGUUGAACUAUCCUAAAUGUGGACUUUAUCAGAUGAUUCCUGAGACAGUAAAGACUCAUGAAACAAUACAUUGCCACAUCUUGAAUCACUCAAAGAAACCUUGAAAUUUGGGGACUAUAUUACUUAGUUUGUCCUUUUUAAAAUUAUCAAUUUUUAAAUCGUGAACAUUGAUCACCUUGACCUCUGUACAUUCACAGAAAUCCCCAUGGAACUAUUUUCUUGACUGAUAUAAUAUAGGAGGCUACCUCAUUUAGGAUACAGAAGACGUCAAUAUUUUAUUAGUAUAUUGGAAAGACAUGGGGAGUGAAAUGAAACCUUUCUAAGUACUUGACCAUGACACUCACUUGAUCAUGGCAGUCCACCUACCUCAGCUUUCAGUGUCCACUAAAAGCCUUGCUUAAUCAACUCCUGUCUGAUCAGAAGGAAGCUAAUGGCGCUUCAGGGAUUAAAAGGCAAGGGAGUGCAAGUUGUUAAGGGGUCAAAAUAUCAGUAAAAGUGCUUAAGUGCUUUGUUCUGGUAAGUGGCUAUAAAAGAACAAAAAAGAAAUAUUAACUAAUGUGGCCUGUGGAUAAUCUAAAAAAGGGGGGGAAAAAACCUGAAGAAAUUUAUAAUCUAUGCAUAAUAAUGAACACUUACUAAAAUGCUUUCCCAGUGGCUUUUCAAAUUAUACUGGCUGCUUAAUGAUGAGGUCUUGUUUUCAUUUAUUUGUGUUUUCUUUGGCAAGAAGAUGGGUGAUCACUGACAAGAGAUGGUAUGCUUGUGCCUUAACCUUACAGCUGACAUGUGAAGCUCCUGUAAGAGCCUCCCCUUUCCUAGAGAUAAUGAUUUUUCUGCCUCACUGGAGUUUUUGAAAAUGCUGUUGUUGAGUGUGGCAAUCGUGUAGGAGUUAACCCGCAAGUUCCCAAUCUAUAAAGAUAUUUUUAGCCUUUCAAUAUGAGUGCCAUUGUAAGAAGAGUAUUUUGGAGUUGACUGUCACCAAGCAUGUAAGGGAUAGGAACUAUAUAAAAUAACAUUUAGAAAUCAAAUUUCAUAUGUGAUACUGUUUUGGAGACUCUGAUAUAUAUGACUUAUUCUUUACUGGAUAAUACUUUUAAGUAUCUAUCAGUUAUUAAAAGAGUGGACUUUGCAAAUAUUUUAAAUGUGUGUAAACAUAAACCUUUUCUACUGUGAUCUUCCCUAAAUGUAGUCUUCUAUAGUAUGUUCUAAUAGGCUAGAAAGUAAUGGGUAAAUGUGUCUUUCAUAAUUCAGCUGUUAUAGGAAUAUUAAUUCAGGGAAGGAGAGCUUGUUAUCAAGAGUGCUGUAUUUUGACCCCAGGUUCUGAACGAACAGACUGUGUAUUUGGUGCCUUGUUUUCCUACCAAAGAAAGAUUAGAUCAAGAUUGGUGCUAAAUUUCAAGUUCCCUUCAAAAUUAUUUUUUCUUUUAAGUAUAUAUAACACAAUAGGAAAUGUAUAGACCCAGCAGUAUUAUGUAUGUUGCAUUUUGUAUAUGUAUCUGAGGGGGAAAAACCUCAUAUAUAAAGCAAUUAUUGAGUUCAAAUAUUUACUUAGAGGUAUGUAAUUUUUGUUAACAUAUAAGGUUUUAAAGUAUGAAACUCACAAGAAAAUGAUCAUCAAAUAAAAACUUAAUGAUAAUCAUAGCCCCCAAGGUAACUUUAAAGAAAAAGUCCCUGGUCAGUGUUUCUAGCACAAAGUUAGCUAUUCAAAGUAUUCUGUAACUCUGAGGGUAUGUGACAAAAAAUUAUGUAUAUUUUAUUAUAUAUUAUAGUUAUACAUGCACAAAUAACCUUCUAUUUAAGCAGAUAUUUUAAGCUAUUUUUUCAGGCUGAAAUCGGAGUUCUGGGAGUCAUUAAUCUUAAAACCUGGAUAAUGAUCUACUUUAAAAAAAAAAUUCAUGCUGAAAGUAUCAUUGUUCGUCUUUCAGAUUUAACAGAAAGAUUUAAAUUAGUAAGGACUCUGUAUCAGUGUCGGCAAAUCUCAGACCUAUGAUUUCUCAAGGGCUCCCAGCAUUAUGGUUGUGGCUGACUUAUUUUAAUGUUUAUCUGAAAAGUAAUAUUUAAAUUAUUUUGCAUAUUUUCAAAGUUAGAAAAACAUGUUUUAUCUUGGGUAUCAAAACCAAAUUAUUCCAAGAGCACGCUGCACACCUCAGUGUAGUUCUGCUUCUCUCUCUACCUACACAGGAUGUCAUUUUUGGCACAAUAGCUGUUUAAAUAUAUUCAUGUGAAAUGAUUAUGCUGGAUUUGAUUAGUAUGCAAUAUUUUAGUAUGUGCCUUUAAAAAAUUCUAUGUUUCUUUUUAAGGAGUAUAAUUUAUAAUUGAUUUUUAUAAUGUGAAGUUUAAUAUAGAUACCCAAAAGAGCUUUGUAAUCAUUGGGAGGAUAAGAUCAUUUUAUGUGCAACAAUGUGAUGUCCUCGGUAAAUACAAUAAAAAAAUUUUAGCAAAUUUC